This is a messenger RNA of Physeter macrocephalus (sperm whale), 2312 nucleotides long. RefSeq names its product solute carrier family 25 member 30 (gene SLC25A30). The transcript is spliced from 10 exons. Gene Ontology annotation, molecular function: transmembrane transporter activity. Bases 269 to 1144 code for a protein of 291 amino acids. Lineage: Eukaryota; Metazoa; Chordata; Mammalia; Artiodactyla; Physeteridae. Gene Ontology annotation, biological process: transmembrane transport. The record is from RefSeq and is a predicted model, not a curated record.
CGCUUGCGGGGCCUGGCUUGGUGGGGCGCGAGGUUCCGGGCUGGGCCCCGCUCCUCGGGCUGCCGCUGCCUGUGGCCGGGCCGGUUCUGCAGGAGCACCGGCUCCCGGCCCUCAUCACUCGGUGGCGUAGGGGGUGAUUCUCUUCCAGCGUCACCGAGAUCAGGCGUGAGGCCCGUCUGGCAUCUCGGCGUGUGUGCCCUUGCCGCCGAGGAAAAACCCUGUUGAAGGCUAUGCGUCUGUGAACAAAGGAGAAGGGACUGCGGUGAGCAUGUCAGCCCUGAACUGGAAGCCCUUUGUGUACGGAGGCCUGGCCUCCAUCACAGCGGAGUGCGGUACUUUUCCAAUUGAUUUAACCAAGACCCGGCUCCAGAUUCAAGGCCAGAAGAAUGAUGCAAACUUUAAAGAAAUCAGGUAUCGAGGAAUGUUGCAUGCGUUAGUGAGGAUAGGCAGAGAGGAAGGCCUGAAAGCACUGUAUUCAGGGAUUGCUCCUGCGAUGUUGCGCCAGGCUUCCUAUGGCACCAUCAAGAUAGGCACCUACCAGAGCUUGAAGCGGUUAUUUGUCGAGCGCCCAGAAGAUGAAACUCUUCUGAUAAAUGUGGUCUGCGGAAUUCUCUCUGGAGUCAUAUCCUCAACCAUUGCUAAUCCAACUGAUGUUUUGAAAAUUCGGAUGCAAGCACAAAAUAGCACCCUUCAAGGAGGAAUGAUAGGCAACUUCAUCCACAUCUACCAGCAGGAGGGAACAAGGGGACUUUGGAAGGGCGUGUCCCUUACAGCUCAGAGGGCCGCUAUUGUUGUUGGUGUGGAGCUGCCGGUCUACGACCUCACCAAGAAGCAUCUGAUUCUCUCCGGCUUGAUGGGAGACACUGUGUAUACCCAUUUCCUCUCAAGCUUCACCUGUGGGCUGGCAGGGGCCCUGGCCUCAAACCCUGUCGAUGUGGUGAGAACACGUAUGAUGAAUCAGAGAGUCCUUCGAGAUGGCAGAUGCCCUGGCUACACAGGUUCCCUGGAUUGCUUGUUACAGACAUGGAAGAAUGAAGGGUUUUUUGCUCUGUAUAAAGGGUUUUGGCCAAAUUGGUUGAGACUUGGUCCUUGGAAUAUUAUUUUCUUUGUGACAUAUGAGCAGUUGAAGAAGUUGGAUUUGUGACAAGUCAAGACUGCAUGAGACAUCCCGCUGAAAAUGCUCACGUCUGAAAUAGCGAAGCUUCCUGUCUUUCCCACUGCUUCUCACUGCUUGGCCCGCCACAGAUUCUGAGGUGUGAGCAACAGGUGAAGACUGGGUUAGCUCGGAUUGCUGUGUCCUGGCAUCGGACGCUCUGCACCAGAUGUUUAAUGGCAUAGACUGUAACAUCCAAACACUAGUCCUUACCAUUCAAGUGCCCUUCAACAUCAAAGAUAACAUGAAAUGCAUGUUUCUUGCUAAAGAAAACUUGCAUGAAGAUCAGGAACUGUGGACUGAUUCCCUCAGGGGAGAAUAACUCCUGAUGCAUCUCAACUCAUAGCUGAGACUCCCAGACUGUUCGAAAGAAGCUCUUCGGAACCAUGGGAUGAAUAGAGCCUCCAAGAGGGUGUUACUGUUCCUGAACUUCUGGGGGGGCUUUGGCUUCUUGUCUGCUGAAGAAAUUCACACAUGGAGACCUGGUAUACCCCAGGUAUAAACAGUGCAGGAUAUAGAUCCCUGGAAUAUUGCACUGCUUUCUAAUUUCCAAUUUUGGCAGGAUCUUUCACUUAUAAUAAGUGAUUUUUAAGCCUUUGACCACUCGACCUUUGUGAGGAAUUGUUACAAAGUAUUAAUAUCUAAACUCAUGAUGGUGUGAUAGGUUGGCUUGGAAGGUGGCAAAGUCUGUGCUGGUGGGAGGUGUUUUUAAGCUACUUGGGUUCUGUCUUAAGUAAUGUUUGUAAUUUGCUCUGUGAUUUUAGCAAAGUUUCUAUUUCCCAAUCUGUAAAAUGGGGAUAAUAACAUCUAUUGAUAUUGAGGGUCAGGUGAAGAAGAUAGGAGCUGCUACUACUUGACUUGUAGGAUUAGUGUGUUUACCUCAUGCUGUCAUACAGCCAUCAUCCCAGGAUAAAUGGUCCGUGUGUAUGGAAGAGAGUCAUUUUAUCAUGGGCUUCUCCUGAGUGAGAUCCUUUGUUAAAAGCCUUGUGAAAGAAAGGUUAAGGUUCUGUUACAUUUUCCAUAGCAAAAUGUUGCAAGUGAAUCAAAGAGUUGAUUAUUCCAGAUUUCCCGGGUUUUACUUUAGUUCUGGUCACAUUUGUCAAAAUACUUCCUGUCUUGGACUUACUAAUCAGUUUGGAAUGAAAGUACUUGCUUGAAA